AUGAUCUUGGCAAACGCCUUCUGCAUCGUCCUCUUCGUAGACGAGAUGCUGCACUCACUGGCCGGGCCGCCCCCGGUGGUGCCCGUGGACUGCAUUUUCCCCAUCUACCCUAUCUGGGGCGCUCCUUCAUGUCAACGCUCACCUUCCUCCCUAACCGUGCCCUCCUCUCGCUCCCUCCCCGUCCCAGACGAGAUGCUGCGCUCGCUGGCCGGGCCGCCCCCGGCGGUGCCCGUGGACUGCGUUCGAGCCACGGAGCUGUGCGUGGCGGACCCGGGCUGCAGCUCCCGGUACCGCACCCUGCGGCAGUGCCUGGCCGGGCGCGACAGGAACACGCUGCUGGCCAACCGCGAGUGCCAGCUGGCCCUGGGCGUGCUGCAGGAGAGCCCCCUGGAGCGCUGCCGCUGCAAGAGGGGCAUGAAGAAGGAGCUGCAGUGCCUGCAGAUCUACUGGAGCAUCCACCUGGGGCUGGCAGAAGGAGAGGAGUUUUAUGAAGCCUCCCCGUACGAGCCGGUCACCUCUCGUCUCUCUGAUAUAUUCAGACUCGCUUCAAUUUUCUCAGGAAUGGACCCGGCCACCACCUCCAAGAGCAACCACUGCCUGGACGCGGCCAAGGCCUGCAACCUCAACGACAACUGCAAGCGCCUGCGCUCGGGCUACAUCUCCACCUGCAGCCGGGAGCUGUCGGCCACCGAGCCCUGCAACCGCCGCAAGUGCCACAAGGCCCUGCGCCAGUUCUUCGACCGCGUGCCCGGCGAGUUCACCUUCCGCCUGCUCUUCUGCUCCUGCAAGGACCCAGCGUGCGCCGAGCGCCGCCGCCAGACCAUCGUGCCCUCCUGCUCCUACGAGGACAAGGAGAAGCCCAACUGCCUGGACCUGCGCGGCGCCUGCCGGGCGGAUCACCUGUGCAGAUCCCGGCUGGCCGAUUUCCACACCAACUGCCAGGCCACCUUCCAGUCCCUGACCAACUGUCCUGGGGACAACUUCCAGGCGUGCCUGGGCUCCUACGCAGGGCUCAUCGGCUUUGACAUCACCCCCAACUACGUGGACGCCAGCACCACCAGCAUCACCAUCUCGCCCUGGUGCUCCUGCAAAGGCAGCGGGAAUAUGGAGGAGGAGUGCGAGAAAUUCCUGCGGGAUUUCACGGAAAAUCCCUGUCUCCGAAACGCCAUCCAAGCGUUUGGGAACGGCACCGACGUGAACCUGGCUCCCAAAAUUCCCAAUCCCGCCGUGACGGCGCUGCCGAAGGCGGAGAAGAGCCCGGUGCUGCCGGACGAUGUCAACGACAGCAACACCGCCUACGACACGAGCGUCAUCAGCACCUGCACCUCCCUCCAGGAACAAGGCCUGAAGCCCAACCAAUCCAAGGAGCAGAGCUUGUGCUACUCCCAGGCCCAGCUGACCACGGAUGUGAUGCCGGACCAGAAGACUUUCAUGGAUCCCAAGGCGGGAAGCAGCCGGCAGCGGGAGAGCCGGAUCCUGCUCCUCAUUCCCAUCCUGAUCCCAGUGCUGGGGCUAUAGAGGGGCGGGAAGGAGCGGCCGGUGGGACGGGGACGCUCGGACCAGUGCCACCAGUGCCCAC
Agelaius phoeniceus (red-winged blackbird) is the source of this 1579-nucleotide messenger RNA. NCBI's taxonomy places the organism in Eukaryota, Metazoa, Chordata, Aves, Passeriformes, Icteridae. The record is from RefSeq and is a predicted model, not a curated record.